Schistocerca serialis cubense is the source of this 1653-nucleotide messenger RNA. RefSeq names its product odorant receptor 43a-like. Gene Ontology annotation, cellular component: plasma membrane. The transcript is spliced from 10 exons. Gene Ontology annotation, molecular function: odorant binding; olfactory receptor activity. NCBI's taxonomy places the organism in Eukaryota, Metazoa, Arthropoda, Insecta, Orthoptera, Acrididae. Gene Ontology annotation, biological process: detection of chemical stimulus involved in sensory perception of smell; sensory perception of smell. Bases 1 to 1653 code for a protein of 550 amino acids. The record is from RefSeq and is a predicted model, not a curated record.
AUGUACUGCAUCUUCGGGCAGGUCAUAACUGAUCAGAGUGAAAAGCUGGUGGACUCCGCCAUCAGCAGUGGUUGGGUCGAUUGCGACGCUCGCUUCAAACAAGACCUCCUGUUCUUCCUCAUGGCCGCCAGCAAGCCUUUGGAGAUCACGGUGGGCAAGCUGAGCAAGCUGUCUAGGCAGAUGUUAGUGCAGAGCGAGAAGCUGGUGAACUCUGCCAUGAGCAGUGGUUGGGUCGACUGUGACCCUCGCUUCAAACACGACCUCCUGUUCCUCCUCAUGGCAGCCAGGAAGCCUCUUGAGAUCACGGUGGGCAAGAUGAGCAAGUUGUCUAAGCAGAUGUUCUUCUCACUGACGCAGCCAUCAGCGGCGGCUGCCAUGGCGCGGACACACAGCGACCUGCGGACACUGCAGGGACCCGGGGCGUCCAUCCUGAGGCUGCUGGGCGUCUGGAGGUCCCAGGGCCGGCGCGGCCGCUUCUGCUCCGCCGCCGCCGCCUCCGUGACGGUCAGCACUUUCGCCUGGCUCUCCAUUUUCGCUGCCCUCAAGCUGGUAAAAGAGACCCAGCAACAACUGGAGGACAUCUCAUUGUGCUGCUUCGUCAUCGUUAUAUGUUUCGGAUACUUUUCCAAGGUCGCUUUCUUCAUCUACAAAGGUGGCGCCCUGCGAGAGCUGUUGCAGCUGCUGUCUGACGCCAGGGGAAAGUACGGCAAUGGAAAAAACAGUCAGAGCAUCCGACUCCGAAACCAGAAGCUGGCACACCGCCUGUAUAUAUUCAUGCAGGUGGCGCUGCUGCAGGGCCUCGCCGCGUGGUUCUCCACGCCUCUACUGGCGCGCGCAUUCCUCACCUCAGAUGAGGACUCACUUGAAUCUGCUCGCCAGCUUCCAGUGCCCUUUUGGUUUCCUGGAAAUAUGUACUUGUCACCCACAUACGAAAUACUCUAUAUCAGUCAAGCUUUCUGUCAACUAGUAGUGACUCAGUCUGCUACUUGCGUUGACGCCUUUUUCAUCCACAUAAUGCUGGUGGUGGCAGCUGAGCUAGAAGUUUUGAACGAAAACAUUACAGCUAUGCAGAAGCUUCGUAUUAAGCUUCAAGGAACGGAAUAUCAAGAGCGCAAUCUUAGGAUUGUAGCUAAACAUGAAGAACCAACUGUGUAUCUGUCAUCAGAGUGCACCCCAGACGAAAUGUACCUGCAAAUGGUGAAGAAUAUUCAGCAUCAUUACGUAAUUCUCAGAUCCGUCUCCCUCUUGCAGAGAAUAAUGAAUGUAUCGAUUUUCAUCCUUCUUUUUGUGAACAUGGCGGAUUUGUGUUCCUGUAUAUUUGUUUCCGCUGUGGUGUUGCAGAGAGAUGGGAAUAUUACAAAGGCGUUAAAGCCACUGAUGACGAUCCCACCUAUCCUAUACGAAACCUUUCUGUACUGCAUUGUUGGGCAGAUCUUAACUGAUCAGAGUGAGAAGCUGGUCUACUCGGCCGUCAACUGUGGCUGGGCUGACAGCGACGCCCGCUUCAAGAGGAGCCUCCUCAUCUUCAUGACGGUGGCCGGACGGCCUCUGGAGAUCACGGUGGGCAAGAUGUGCAAGCUGUCCAAGCAGAUGCUGGUGCAGCCAAUAGUAUGCAACUUUAAAUUUGCAUGUGCAUUGUCAUAUGCCACCUAG